Macrosiphum euphorbiae (potato aphid) is the source of this 408-nucleotide messenger RNA. The record is from the annotation of a GenBank genome assembly. Lineage: Eukaryota; Metazoa; Arthropoda; Insecta; Hemiptera; Aphididae.
AUGCAGGUCACUUUUGCCGUAUCGUCGUUGCUGUUGGCUGUCGUUGCCGUCAGCGCCUACCCCGCAUCACUGAACCCGGAAUCCAGAGCCGCCAUCUUGGUCCAAGAUUCAGCACCCAACGCCGAUGGAUCAUUGAAGAACAAUUUCCAAACCGAAAACGGAAUCAAACAAGAAACAGUCUCUUACUUGAAGCCUGGCCCAGAAGGACCCGUAGCUGUGUUCCAGGGAGCUUCGGCCUACACUGCCCCAGACGGCCAGAUCAUCCAAAUCGGAUACAUCGCCGACGAGAACGGUUACCAGCCGUACGGUGCUCAUUUGCCCACUCCACCACCAAUCCCAGCUGAGAUCCAAGAGUCGCUCAGAUACCUCGCCUCUCUGCCAAGCACUCCAGAACCAAAAUACCAGUAA